Molecule: messenger RNA, 2036 nt
Organism: Cuscuta campestris
Lineage: Eukaryota; Viridiplantae; Streptophyta; Magnoliopsida; Solanales; Convolvulaceae
Source: the annotation of a GenBank genome assembly
CUAAAAAAAAAUUUUUAAAUUUGUAACAAAGUCUAUUCACCCCCCCCCCUCUAGGCUUUGUAACUCACCACUUUGGGACCACCAAUUGGUAUCGUAGCUUGUUUCUCACUAUCUACUUUUAGAUUAACAAGAAGCGAUCAUAAUGGUGAACAAUAUGGAUCACGGUUUGCCCAAGUUUUCUGUUCUAGGUUAUGAUGAUUGGAAGAUCAUGAUGGAAGCACAUCUCUACGCUCUACAUGAUUGCAUGUGGAUGGUGCUUGAGGAUGGACCCUUGAAAAUCCAAAUGGAGAACCCUGAGAAGAAUCCAGCUGCUCCAGAUGUAGUCCAGUACAUUCCAAAGCCCAAAGAAAAAUGGGAUGAUAGAGAUUGCAAAAAGCACAAUCUGGACAACGUCGCCAAAGCAGCCAUCUUCAAGACACUUGAUCCCAUCACCUUCUCCAAGAUUAAGCAUCUCAAAACUGCUAUGGAGAUUUGGCAAGGUCUUGGGAAGCUAUGUGAGGGAUCAGAGGACCUGAGAAAGAAAAAAAUAGAAGUCCUGCUUGAGAAGUUUAAAAGCUUCAAAAUGCUUCCCGGAGAAUCAUUUGAUAUGUUGGAUGAAAGAUUCCACAAAAUAUUGAAUGAUCUUGCUUCACUUAACCACAUUCUUUCUCCCAAAGAAAAGAAUGUAAGGUUGCUGAGAUCACUCCCAACGGAGUCGUACACCAAAGCCACAGCCAUGGAAGAAGGAAGAAACCUGGAGAACUACACUGUUCAAGGUCUCCUUGAUGAAUUCAGAACCUAUGAGCACGAGCUGAAGAAGAAGAAGGAAGAACAAAUCACUCCCUUCCCCAUGGCAUUGAUGACAACUUCAAGAAUUCCAUCAAGUGAAGGGACAUGCACAAGAAACUGUGACACACCUUCCUCCAGCCAGCCGUCAAGCUCAAAAAUGGAGAACUACGAUGAGGAAUUUGCCAUGAUGGUCAAACAAUUCCAGAAGUUCAAGAAGUUCUUCAAGAAGGCUGAUUCAAUCAGAAGGCCAUCCAAGGGAAAGCCACAGGAAUCUGCCUUCUUCAUUCCCAAAACACAAUUUGAGAAGAAAAGCCUCUGCAUGGAUGGUGCAACCACUGUCUUCAAAGUAGAUGAGUCGCCCUUUGCCGGGGAGGAUGAAUUUCCUACCUGCGAAGAUCAUCUAGAGGAUGGUGACAGAGAUCUGAUUGUUCCAGAUUCCGAAGAAGAGGAUUGCGAUGAGGAGGUGAAUGAGAUUAUUCCAGAUUCGGAAGAUGGUUACUAUGAUGAGGAGUUGAUUGUUCUAGAAUCUGAAAAAAGGGAUGAUGAUGAGGCAUUCAUAGUUCCAAAUUCUGAAGAAGGGGACGAUGAUGAGGGAUUCAUUGUUCCAGAUUCUGAGGAAAGGGAUGAUGAUGAGGCAUUCAUUGUUCCAGAUUCUGAAGAAGGAGACUAUGUUGAGGCAUUCAUUGUUCCAGAUUCUGAAGAAGGGGAUGAUGAUGAUUCAUUCAUUGUUCCAGACUCUAAAGAAGGGGAGGAUGAUGACACGUUCUCUAACCUUGACUCCCAAAAAGAAUCUGAGUCCCUGAAUUUGGAGGUGGAGGCUGUGGACAAACCUGCAUUCCUCCAAGCAAGGGUUGAUGAGGAUCCAUUUAGUGCUUUUGCUAGCUUACAAUACGACCCGAAGUUGGGAAAAGUGCCUGAGGCAUGGCACAGCUCAUCCACAAAGGCUUUGCUUCAUAUCUGGUUCCCACGUUUCUUCAUCUAGGGAAGUACUUUGUCUCUACUCUCAUUUUUGCGUAUGAGUAGUACUGAAACCUAUGAUUGUCUUGUUGUUUUGUCGCUGCAUUCUGUGUUUCCCAUUUAAAUGUGUGAUUCUGUUGUUUGUUUUCGUUGUGGGGAUGCUGUUUAAGUAUAAGUGUGUGUUUGGGUGUAUAUGACUAUGGUCUAUGAUGAAUCAUCCCGUUAAGAUUAUGGUCUAUGAUGAUGCUGUGUAACCCCCACCUUUCGUGGUGUUUGUCGCUCCAUUCUGUGAAUGAAUGUUGAAGUGAUUU